AUGGCCUACACACGCUCCAAGAAAGCCCCCAAGAAGGCCAAAACCCGUGCUCGCAAACUUGCCCUCGCCGGCUCCGCAAGACCACGAGCCAGGCCGUCUGCUGCUGCAAAGCGUUCCACCACCACCACCACCACCACCACCACCACCACCAGGAACAGCACUCCCACCCCCACCACCACCGCUGACGUCCCCAGCGACACCGACGAGGAUCUUCUCGACGCGGCGAAUAGUCUCGUCACUGAGGUUGGUAAACUCAACAGAAGCCUCGAAAAACCAAAGGCCAGCUUCUGGAAAAAGCACGGAAGUAACAUCGCUGUGGUCAUCAGAAGGAUGCCCAGCUUCGACCGCUCAAGGUACCAGCGUGUCGACGACGACGGAGACGAAGAUAUCCCGAUGGAUAACGCUGCUGCUACCCCGCCUUCCUCGUACAAGAAGGUCCGCUUCGACAGGCAGGUUGAGCAGAUCGGUAGCUCCGGUGGCAUGAGCGGCAUUCUCACCGCGGCCAAGUUCGGUGACGAGGAGGACGAGGAGCCCAGUUCCAGCGAUGAUACCGACGAGGCCGAGCUCAGUGAGGACGAACUCUCCGAGUCGGUGCGUCGCAUUACUAGGAGCAGUGUUAACCCUAUUAAACCCAGAAACCAUGGCUUUGCCGUUGUCAUUAAGAAGUCACCGGCUGUGGCAGCGCUUGCCACCCCGACUCCUGGAGCGCCGAGAGUUACUAGACAUUCUACCACCACUCGCCAUCAGUUCCGCCUUGCGGUCACUGGGAAUCCUGCUGCUGCCCCGUCGUCGAUGACUACAACUGAGGCCGUUAGUGUCAGGUCGUUGAUUCAUUCCCGCAUCGACGAUAAAUAUGCUGCGUCCAGAACUCGUGCUACUGCUUCUACCAUUGCUGCGAACCGUUCCGCGGCGUCCAAGGCAUCGAAUGCAAAAAGGGCUUCGACUUUCACUGCUGGCGUCGUUCAGAAGGAUGCUCGUGCAGCCACCGUCAAGAGGACCAGCGGCCGCAUCGCUGCUAAGGCUUCCAAGGCUAAAAUUGUCCAUAUUAAUGACGACGACGACGAGGAGGAGGAGGAGGAGGACUCUGACGAGUAG
Messenger RNA from Morchella importuna, 1095 nucleotides. RefSeq lists its product as uncharacterized. Bases 1 to 1095 code for a protein of 364 amino acids. The record is from RefSeq and is a predicted model, not a curated record. NCBI's taxonomy places the organism in Eukaryota, Fungi, Ascomycota, Pezizomycetes, Pezizales, Morchellaceae. The transcript has a single exon.